Zootermopsis nevadensis is the source of this 966-nucleotide messenger RNA. Lineage: Eukaryota; Metazoa; Arthropoda; Insecta; Blattodea; Termopsidae. The record is from RefSeq and is a predicted model, not a curated record.
AUGUCACGAGGUGCCGCGCAUGCGUCCCGGUCGCCCUCGCCACUGUGAUUGCUGUGGUCCUGAAGUGGAUGUUCGCAUCGGAGCGGUUGUGGCGAGGAGGGUGUCGUGGUGUGUUGUGUUGUGUAAAGUGUGUACCGCCGUCAGCGCCACCACGGGACAACCUUCGAGGGGACUAGGGUGAGGCGAUGCCAGGCCUGCCUGGAGAAGACCACGACAUCCCAGAUCACGUGACAUGUCCGUCCGUAGCCUCCAACGGAGGGUGUCCGGCCCGGGGAUGCCGCUGAGGUCUCGGAUCUGCAUUUUACUAGGAGCACGACAGGCUGAUUCCAUUCCGGACUCGGAGCGGGAGGCGGGGGAGGGGAGGAGGACUCGACGCGUGCCCAGUCUCAAGCUGGCGAACGGCCGGCUACGAGUUGGGGCCACGCAGUCCGAGGAAGAGAUUCGUUCUCCGCCGCCACAACCUCGUCUCGCCAAGGAUGACUCCAUCAAGAUCAGCAUCGAGAACACAAACACGUGUACCGACUCACUGGUGACUGCAAUCGACGACGAGGCUCUGCUCAUCGCGGACUACCUGUCCAACUCCCUAACGAACAUGAACUACAAGGAGAGUGGAAAGGUGCAUUUUGGGGGUGACGAUGUCAGUUUAUAUGGCACCCCUAAGGAGGAGCCGGGGCCCAACCCUCUGGGUGCCAGCGAGAAACAGAGCUUCAUCAAGAACCAACUCCAGGCCCUGUUUCAACCCACGGACAACAAACUGGCGAUGAAGCUCUUCGGCAGUAAGAAGGCGUUGAUGAAGGAGCGGAUUAGACAGAGGGCGGCCGGACACUGGGUCAUCCACCCCUGUUCCAGCUUCAGGUAAGAAACUCCCCCAAAUUCACGCCAGGAUCCACGAACAUCUCCAUACGUGAGUGAAAUGUUAUUUGAAGUUCUUGUAUAGUAAUCGUCAUCAAAUUGUAUGCUUCAAGG